Molecule: messenger RNA, 2839 nt
Organism: Durusdinium trenchii
Lineage: Eukaryota; Dinophyceae; Suessiales; Symbiodiniaceae
Source: the annotation of a GenBank genome assembly
GAUGGCGUUCUUGGCAAUUUUCCCGUUUCGCGGCAGACUGGCAAGCCUGCUUAUAUCACCAGCGUCGUUUUCGUCGCCAUGACCGAUGCGAGAUGGGCCACAUCCAGGCCCAGCCUGGCAGAACCUGCGCGCAGCCACGCAGCAACUGCAGAGGCUUCCCACCAGGUUGUGGCCCCAGAGCUUGCAACUGCUCGAGGAGUUGAAGCAAAAGCAACUGCAGCCUGACUCAUUUGUUUGUUCAUCCUCCACUGCAUCAUUGGGCCGUGCGCGCGCUUGGCGCUGGGCACUGGAACUCCUGGAGCACGCGGUGAAGGGCGCGACCGACGAGCUCGGCGCGACGAAUGGCGCACCGCCCGACAUCGUUUGCCUCAAUGCGGCUGCAGCAUCUUCGGUGAACGCCAACGCGUGGCCUCAAGGCAUUGAACUCUUUGAGUUGGCCAGACGCACCGCUUUGCAACCUGACUCGGAGACCGCGCGGAGCUUGAUCAGUCUGAAGACUGCCUGGGCUGGGGCACUACAGGUCGUCUCGGCGAUGUCCAUCUCCGAUCGCCUCCCACACCUCACUGCGGUGAUCGAAAGCUUCGGCACAGCGCAGUGGCCGAUUGCUCUAGUGCUCUUCAACCACGUCCAGCAGUUGAUGCUCGCAUCGCGGGCCUUUGUGGAAGCGAUCCUGAAGACCAACUGCUGGUCCAGAAAUCUACACUUGCUGACCCAAGCCGUCCCAAAUCAAGUGCAAGACGCAGCACUUCAUCGUCAUGUCCUACUUUCGUGCUUACGGAGUGGCAAGCUGAAGGUAGCACUGAGGCUUUUGGAACGCUGUGAUUCCCGGGGUCUCCAGCCGACCGUCGCCAUGCGUGGUGCCUUUGUGGCAGCAUGUGAGAACACUGGCCGGUGGAGAGAGGCCUUGGCAGCCGUGCGGAUGGGUCUUCCUGACCGGGCCAUGUGCAACUCACUGCUGUGCAUGUGCCGAAGGCGGAGCGCUUGGGAGCGGAGCUUACGUCUUCUUUCUGGCGCCUCUUUGAGUCUAUCGUUGAGCCUCUUGGGCCGCGCCAAGCGGUGCGGAUGGGCCCUGGGCCUCGCGUUGUUCGGACAGCGUGCGGCGAGGGCGGACCGGGCAGACGGUGCAGCAUGGGAUGCGGCCAUCGAUAGUGCGGGCGCCGACGGCACUGGCUGGAAAGUGGCUUUGGAAUUGUUGAGGACGAAGCCCACGAUCUCCCUCCACGGCUACGGUGCGGCCAUGGCUGCGCUGGGACUGCACGGCUCGCGGCACUGGAGACGUUGCACGGACCUGCUGGGGGAAGUCCCAUCGACCGGUCUGCGCUUAAACGCCAUCACCCUGAGCACAGUCCUGGCAUCUGUCCAAGAGUUCCGACACUGGGAGUGGGCCAGCGAGAUGAUGUCAGCGAUGAGACUCCAGUGGCUGGAGGUGAACAGCUAUUGCUUCAAUGCUUUGGUGGCCUGUUCAGAGAAGGCGAAGGCUUGGCGCUUUGCCUUGCAGACCAUGAGGUGCAUGGAGUCCUGGGCGGUGCCCGCGGACCGCUAUUCGGCCGCCUCCUCCAUCUCCUCCUGCGAAAAAGCUCAGCAGUGGCUAUGGGCCAUUUGGCUCUUCCACACGGCGCCGGCAUCAGCCGAGGAGGUCGAGGCCGAGACGUUGACCUCAGCGAUCCAGCACACGGCCGUGCUGAGCGGCGUCCGCGGGGCUCCGUGGCGUUGGGCCCUCGACUUCUUGGAGAAAGACGUUCCGCCCGAGCUGAGCGAGGUGUUGACCAUUGACGCCACGCUCCAUUUGCUCACCUCCACCACCCACAGCUCUCAUUCCUUCCGGAAGGCCCGACGAUUUUUGCAGGAGCUCCAUUGGCCAGGCCUGCGACGAGGCGCCGCCGUGCAGCGCCUGCCGGCGCGUGUGGAGCUUCGAGAAGCCUUGAUGGCGGCUGAACUGCUGGAGGAGUGUGAUGCGCUGACUGCGGAAGAUGCGAGGUCUUUCUCACGAUUCUACGGGCGCUUCAACCUGGCUCGCCUGGAUGAACAGUGCCCUGCAGCACUCCCAAGCUGGCACUUGAAGUCGUCUUUGCAGUCAAGGCUUCUGUUCUCAGAAGGCGUCCUUGAUCUGCGAGUUUCAAGCGCGGACGGUGCAAGAGAGCCAAUUUGGAAGCCCAUGGGUUGCUCAGACACGCGCAGCCUGAGUUGGCGAUCACCAGGUCAAGUCACUGCACAACUCGUGGCCUGUUGGACUUCCGUGUUUAUCCCGACGACUGGUCACUGGAGGAAGGUGAUGGGCCACUGCGAGGACGGAGAAGAUGAGAGGUUGGCUGCUGUUUCAGGAGAAGGCCGACGAGGCCCACAUGCAGAGCGGCAAGCUUUGAUCCGCAUCCUGCAAGAGCUGGGCGGUGACAAUCUCAAGAAGCGGAAGCGUGGCUGAGAUUGUGAAGCAACGUCAUGCCGAGUUAUACUCAAGAAGAACCAGAAGGCAAAACAACCAAAAGUCACUGACAGUACCAAAGGUGACCAUCCGGCGCUGAUUUUGGCCGAAAGGAUGUUGACGUGAUGUUGGAUGACAUCCUGUGGUGAUGUGGAGCUCUGGCAAUUCAGAUCAUCUAUGUGCUGAAAAAGGAAAGCUUGCGGUCAUUGCACUCCAGCUCUUCAAAUGAACACCGUUAACGUCUUCCAAUCGACGCCACAUGCACAGUGCGUGCAUGCGCACGGGCAUCUUCACACACCGGAUGCCACGCAGAAGGUUCCGGCAUGUCGUGUUGGCCAUGCAGUUCACCCGUUUUUACCAUGUGGAACUUCAUGGGCGCUCGGUUCUUGCGAGGCCAAAAGGCUCCUGACUGACUUGGCG